GGUACUGGAAGUGUGCGGAAGUUUGUCAUGUGUAUGCCGAAACGACUGGGCAGCCUCAUUUGUCUGGACAUCUGGCAUGAUAAUAGUGGAAAAGGCAAUGCUGCCUCCUGGCUCCUCAGCAAAGUCGAGAUCAUGGAUCUGCAGUCAAUGGAAAGGUUUACUUUUGUUUGUAACCGAUGGCUGUCUCUAGAUGAAGAGGAUGGAUCGACACAGUGUGCACUGCCAGUAUCUGACAAAGAAGACCUCGACUCAUUCGGGUAUCACUUUAGGGACAACUCUAGACAUUCCACAACUGAUGGUCACCUGUGGCUCUCGAUCUUCAUCCGUCCAGAGGACAGCAACUUCACCCGAGUACAGCGUCUCUCCUGCUGCUUAGCCUUGCUUUUCUUGGCUAUGAUUGCCAGCGCCAUGUUCUACAAAACUGACAGCGGGCAGAAUCAAGUCGCCUUCGGACCGUUAAAAUUUUCAUUGACAAGUCUGUACAUUUCUUUUAUGAGCAUAGUCAUCAGUGCUAUACCUGUAUUUCUGAUAUCGAUAUUGUUUCAGAAAUCGAAGAAAAAAUCAAUUAUUGAAGAAAUGGACAAAAAAACUAUUACGAAGUUUGCGAACUUACCUGACAUCGCUCAAGUUGACGAAUAUUCUCGACGUAAAAGCAUCGGCGAUGAGAAGGUCUUCAUGCUGCCUUACUGGUGUGUGUAUGUGGCCUGGGGUUUGGCCGUCUGCUCGGUGCUGAUGUCUGGUUUCUUUGUAAUGUUGUACAGUAUGGAAUGGGGGGAAACCAAAUCGGAGGAAUGGCUGCUGUGUUUCCUAUUGUCGUUUGUAGAAUCCAUCUUAAUCACUGAUCCCAUCAAGGUUAUUACCGUUGCUUUCCUCAUAUCCUAUUUCUUCCGAAAACAAUCUGUGAACAGCAAAGCGGAGCUAGACAUCCAGAACGUUUUGGAGGAAGCCAAAAAGCGUGCCGCAGUUCCCAAGGAUAAUACAAGCAGUGUGAAAGUGGAAUAUCCAACAUCACAGCUCGGGCGGGAGUGUGUGGAGAAAAUGAAGGAACAGCGACAGAAGGAGCUGAAGGCCAAGAUGGUGUUCCUGGAACUGUUCUGCUACGUACUGUUCAUCUCCGUCCUCUACCUGAUCAGCUACAGCAACCGCGACAGUCGGUCCUACCAGUUCAGGUCCCACCUUGAGAACCAUCUGCUCAAAAGUCCCAAGAGCAAUUCAUCCUCGGAUACGCUACGGUUCAGCAAU
This is a messenger RNA of Mizuhopecten yessoensis (Yesso scallop), 1242 nucleotides long. RefSeq names its product polycystic kidney disease protein 1-like 2. Gene Ontology annotation, cellular component: membrane. NCBI's taxonomy places the organism in Eukaryota, Metazoa, Mollusca, Bivalvia, Pectinida, Pectinidae. The transcript is spliced from 5 exons. Gene Ontology annotation, biological process: detection of mechanical stimulus. The annotation marks the transcript as partial. The record is from RefSeq and is a predicted model, not a curated record. Gene Ontology annotation, molecular function: protein binding; calcium channel activity.